UCAUCCAGCUUGUUAAAUACCUGGAAAUCUCGAUUGCUUAUCAACAGCAGUGUAUAUAUGUACAAGAGAUACCCUUUCCAAAGUACAUACCUACAUGAUGCAACAGUCUCCGCUUUCUUGUAAAUAGUUGGAUUUUGGAAGUAAUAAAUCCACUUUUGUCCCAACAAGUGCAGCUGACUUGAAAGAUAAGUGCCUUGAUUUCCUUCGCAGAUAAAAUGGACUCGAUAAUUUACAAACUAAAAUCAAUUCCUCUCACAAAUAAAUCAAUCUUAUUAUCAACCGCUGGCGUUUUGGCAAGUUAUUUAUCGUGGAACUAUAUAAGUGGUCGGUGUUCUAGGCUCAAUUUGGUGAAACCUUUCCUGGUUUACGUUAGAGUUCAAGGUGUCAAAACCAAACACGCCGCGGCUUCUUCUACCGAAGAAUUUUACUUCCAUCUCCUAACUUUGGUUGAAAAGCUUCUCGCCAAGAAUGGCCACACCGGGCAAGGAAAACAACUAGAAGUCGAUUUUAAAAAGCUACCUGGACAGGACGACGAUCUCAUGCUGAACUACGAGUACCAGCUUGUCAAACUCCCUCUACCUACCGAAUUCCAGUACAAAGGCAAGACCUUGUUUUUGUUUAGAUUCCAAGACAAGGAUGACCUCGAAGUAGCAACCUUUCCGUGGAAUCGAGCCUUUUUAGAUGAAUUUUUGCAGGAAGUGCUGAAUAUCCAGAUCGGAACACAGUCGAAGGAACUCGUCAACUUUUUCCACCUAAGCUCAUCCCUGGAUUGGAAAAAGAGUAGUCACAGGAAAAAGAGACCGCUGGAAACGAUCAUUUUGAAAGAUGGCGUGAAAGAUGGUUUAAUCCAAGAUGUCAAAGACUUCUUCGCCAGUAGAGAAUGGUACAGGGAAAGGGGGAUUCCGUACAGAAGGGGAUAUUUGUUACAUGGUCCACCAGGAACCGGAAAAUCAAGCAUUGUUUUCUCCAUCGCGGGCGAAAUUGGUUAUGAUAUUAGCAUAUUAUCUCUUUCAUCCCCUCAUUUGAAUGAUGACGCUUUGACAAUGGCUAUGAGCAGUGUGUUCUCCAGAACGAUUGUGUUAAUCGAGGAUAUCGACGGCGUUUUUGAGAGAAAGGAGGAUUCGAUAGAACCAACAACCAAAAUGGCGGAUUCUUGCAGUGUCACGUUCAUGGGGAUACUUAAUGCGUUAGAUGUCGUUUCAUCACAGGAGGGGAGAAUCGUCUUCAUUACCACUAAUCAUAUCAAGAAGUUGGACCCCGCCCUAAUUCGACCGGGGCGAGUGGACGUUAAAGUUUCCAUCGAUUACGCCACAGAUUCUCAAAUUCAGCAGAUGUUUGCCAACUUCUACCCUUACCUGGAGACCGAAGUGGUUAAAGAAAUGUGCCAGAAUAUUUCCAUGGCGUUGAAAAAAACUGGGAAGAAGGUAUCAAUGGCGUGUAUCCAAAGUUUGUUUGUUUUGCAUAAAAAGAAUCCUAAGGAUGCCGUCGAGCAGGCAGAACAACAUUUCGAAGAGUAUGCGGAUUCUGAGAAUACGGGAUAUUUAGAUUUUUACAUGUGACAGCCAACUGAAGGAACGCAUACUUAAUACCGUAUUCUUUCCAAGUGUGCAAAUCAUUAGUGUAUAUUAUUUAGCUGAUCAAAACAAUAAAUAAAAUUUGCCAGAUAUUGGGUCGA
Molecule: messenger RNA, 1675 nt
Organism: Folsomia candida
Lineage: Eukaryota; Metazoa; Arthropoda; Collembola; Entomobryomorpha; Isotomidae
Product: mitochondrial chaperone BCS1-like
Exons: 4
Coding region: 216-1559 (447 amino acids)
Biological process (GO): mitochondrial respiratory chain complex III assembly; protein insertion into mitochondrial inner membrane from matrix
Cellular component (GO): mitochondrial inner membrane
Molecular function (GO): ATP binding; ATP hydrolysis activity
Source: RefSeq, a predicted model, not a curated record